GUGACCUAGACAAGUUCGUUGAGUUGCCUGGUGACGUUAUGAGGGUUGAUGAUGAUGGUGAUGAUUCACUGUACGAGCCCUCCAUCCCGGAUGAUGAUGACAACAGGGAGUUGCCUGAGCAGCCACCAGGGGAAAUCAGCAACGAGGAGCUGCAAGAUCUCAUGGAAGUUGAUGCAGAGCCGAUCAACAGGGUCCCAGAGGGGGUUGCCAGCGCCUUUGUGAAUCGCUUUGAGCAUCAGGAGGCGAUAGGAAACAUCGCUUCGGCAGCCCAAGUUGCUGGAGAUCCCGAUGGAAGUGGCGAGAUCAUUGUUGAGCUCGGGGGUGGGCUUGUGAAGGUCCAAAGGCCCUGUGCUUCCAGGGAUGAUGUUACCGAGGUAGAGCUUGAUUUGGGGUUGACCUAUGAGGGCAUGGUGAAAGAACUUAAGGCUCUGGAAAGCCUCGCGGUCGGGGACAUGAUGUGGCAUGUCGAUCCGAAGCAGCGUGUCAUCAGCACUCGAUGGGUGGUUGCCGCUAAGACCGAGCGAGUCGAAGGUAAAGAGACCCCACUCGUUCGUUGCCGGAUUGUUGCCCGGGACUACUCCACUGGUCCUUCUGCGGCACAGUUAGGGAUCAGCUCUCCGACAGCCUCUGCUGAGGCACUGAAGUUGUUUCUCGCUGUGACCGGGGCCAAGGGUUUGAACAUCCUAGGGGGAAAAGCUUUUCUUGAAACUGAACAAAGCCCUCUACGGGCUGCGUUCUGCCGCCCUGCACUGGACACGACACCUGGCCGGUCUGCUCAAGAAGCUCUUUGGGAUGACUGCGUGUCCCACGGAACCGUGUUUGUUCGUUGGGUCCUAUACAAAGGGAAGCCAAUCUACGUGCUCAGCUACGUCGAUGAUUUGCUGCUGGCAGGGGUGAGCACUGAAGAUCUCUACGAAAUGGUGGAGUCCUUGCGCAAGGAGCUGAAACUCAAGGUCACGGCUGACCUCGCAAAGGAUGGCAAGAUCCACUUUCUCGGAAGAGAGAUUUUUCGGUCAGAACAGGGCGGGGACCUCAAGUUUGGAAUGGAUCCCGGAUAUAUGAAAGAUGCCGCGGCUAGGUAUCGACGAGCUUUGGGAAAGCUCAGCUGGCUCAGCACCACACGAGGAGACCUCGUCUACUACGUUUCGGUUCUGGCUCGGGGCCAGAGCUCACCUCAGGAGGUGCAUGAACGAGCUAUGCGAGCUGUGCUUAGAUAUCUCAAGACCGUAGUGAACUACUUUCAGCUCUUCCCGCGCCAAGAAGAAAAGGAGCUCAAGCUCCACUCCUACGUGGACGCCUCAUGGGGCAGCGAGCGCUCCGUCGACCGGAGGUCGAUUUCGGGCGGCUGCCUUAUGUUGGGAAAGGCCUGUGUCAAGACGUGGGCGAGGCUUCAGCAGUCGGUAGCUCUCUCCUCUGCGGAGAGCGAGCUGUAUGCUUUAGUCGAGGGUGCCAAAGAGGCUUUGGGAGCGAGGUGUGCUGUCGAACACAUCUUGGGUUGCGACCCAGUUGUGCCCCUUCUUUACUGUGACAGUGAAGCCGCCGUCGCUAUCAGUCAUGCCGAGGGCCUUCGUAAACUUCGCCACAUAGACUUACGAUCGUGCUUUCUUCAGCAGGAGGUUCAGUCUCAGUCCCUCCGUGUGGUGUCUGUGCGCGGCACGGACAAUCCGGCCGAUAUAUUUACCAAAAACCUCGACCUGUCCUCGACGCUCCGGCAUAUGCAUCACAUCGGCUUAUGCUCCACCUUGCUUCCAGAGGGGGUAAAGGGGUAUGGAGCUGAGUACCAGAAGCAUCUUGAUGGCCUGUGGGCUGUGCAUCGGAAGCUGUGGGCCGUUGUCAGGGAAACGUGUGAUUUUUCCGAUCACUGGGCCAUCGAGUGGCCAGUGAGAUGCGCUUACUGGACAUGGAAGCAGACAAAACACUACUUUACACUGCAGAAGUAUCCGAUCCACGAGACUCUUGUGGAUGCGUGCUCUGUGGGGCUUCAAGGGUGUGACGGGCUUCCGGUGUCGAAGCGUUGGAGGGUCAUGGUCACGCAUGACAGGGCUUUCAAGGAUGCCAUGGUUUCUUUCUCCUCGCCAAGCGGGCAG
This is a messenger RNA of Symbiodinium sp. CCMP2456, 2087 nucleotides long. Lineage: Eukaryota; Dinophyceae; Suessiales; Symbiodiniaceae. The record is from the annotation of a GenBank genome assembly.